CAAGGGAUCACAGGAACUGGUCAUGAAUGGCGUAAAGCUGGGUGUGCCGCUGUUUACACAAACUCAGUGUAUUCUCUAAAAAUCGUGUACUUUGCUCUUUCCUUUCUGCCACCGCCAUGCCAUCCAGACUGAGGAAGACCCGGAAACUCCGGGGCCACGUGAGCCACGGCCAUGGCCGCAUUGGUAAACACCGCAAGCAUCCAGGAGGACGCGGGAACGCUGGAGGCAUGCAUCAUCACAGGAUCAACUUCGACAAAUAUCCAGGUUACUUCGGGAAAGUUGGUAUGAGGCAUUACCACUUAAAGAGGAACCAGAGCUUCUGCCCGACUGUCAACCUGGAUAAACUGUGGACACUGGUCAGUGAGCAGACCCGGGUCAACGCAGCCAAGAACAAGACUGGAGUUGCUCCCAUCAUUGACGUCGUGCGAUCGGGCUACUACAAAGUUCUGGGGAAGGGAAAGCUUCCUAAGCAGCCUGUCAUCGUGAAAGCCAAAUUUUUCAGCAGAAGAGCUGAAAAGAAGAUAAAGGGUGUUGGAGGUGCCUGUGUUCUGGUGGCUUGAAGCCAUUCAGGGAGGCCAAUUAAAUGCUAACAUUUUCCAGGUGAAAAAAAAAAUCGUGUACUUUAUUGGGGUGAACUCCAAGGCAUA
This is a messenger RNA of Arvicola amphibius (Eurasian water vole), 647 nucleotides long. Its product is annotated as 60S ribosomal protein L27a-like. The transcript has a single exon. Gene Ontology annotation, cellular component: ribosome; cytosolic large ribosomal subunit. Lineage: Eukaryota; Metazoa; Chordata; Mammalia; Rodentia; Cricetidae. Gene Ontology annotation, biological process: translation. The record is from RefSeq and is a predicted model, not a curated record. The coding region runs from base 117 to 560 and encodes 147 amino acids. Gene Ontology annotation, molecular function: structural constituent of ribosome.